AUGUUCCGCUUCAGCAAAACCCUCGACCCCAUCACCCUCUUCCACUCCCCCUCCAUCCAAGCAUCAACCAGAACCCUCAACAUCCUGAAACAAGCUUCCACAACCGCUAGCGAAACCGCCACAGAAGACCAGGCUAGCGAUCACUCCCGCCACGCCAAGCAACAGCGCGGCGAGUUCGAGCUCGAGCUUCGCAAUAUUCUCGACUACAUCUCGCCCGUCAGCGGUGUCGGUGGUCCGGGUGAUAAGGUGACGUAUGGUGUCGGGGAGCUUGUCAAGGGCGCCCGUGAUGCGGAGGAUGCGCUGAAGAAGUUCAAGGAGGAUAAUACGAAUUUCGUGAGGCCUAUCACCGUUGACUGGGUCAAUGGCCGCGCUGUCAUCGGAGACGACCAGUCCGAGAUCCUGCGCAUGGUGCGCCAGCUUCCUGCGAACUAA
Messenger RNA from Penicillium mononematosum, 432 nucleotides. RefSeq lists its product as uncharacterized. NCBI's taxonomy places the organism in Eukaryota, Fungi, Ascomycota, Eurotiomycetes, Eurotiales, Aspergillaceae. The coding region runs from base 1 to 432 and encodes 143 amino acids. The record is from RefSeq and is a predicted model, not a curated record. The transcript is spliced from 4 exons. Gene Ontology annotation, cellular component: mitochondrion. Gene Ontology annotation, molecular function: oxidoreductase activity.